AUCGGCGUGCGCGAGCGGGUCGAGAAAGGGGCCGCCCCCCACACGUAUCUCCCGACUCAACGCGCGCCAACGUGGGCCAGGGGGGACACAGAGAGAUCCUCUCCUCCGUCAGAAGGCGACCGGGAUGCGGCCCGUCCCGCAUGCUGCCUCCUAGCUCUGCCGCCGCCGGCAGGAGCAGCGGCGGAGCCGCGGCUCCCAAAGUUCGCCGCCGCCGUUCAAACUCACCGCGGUGCGGCGGCCCACCAUGGUCAUCAUGGUGCGCGCGACCGCGGCGCCGCACCACCACCACGUGGUCCACCCGGUGUUGUGCUGCACCGUCAAGCGCGCCGUGCGACUGCUGCCAUCCGCGCUGCUGCUCAUAUUCGUCCUGUCGCUCAUACUCGUGACCCUGGUCCAGAUUGCCGUCAUCCACUCCCACCGGCGGGCCAUCUACCUCCAGCGGCGACUGGCCAGCACCUCCAGGCCGUCGCCGGCCAGGCCACAGGCCGCAGUCGUCUCCUCCUCGGGACAGCUGCGGCCUGCGGCCGCCUCUCCAGACGGCGGCCCGUCCGGGUCUCCAACGGCCCACUUUCAGGCGUGGUCGGCCGUCCACAGGACCCGGGGCGGGGAAUACUCGCACCGCAAGCCCAACGCGAGCCACAACCGGGCGCAGGCGGCGGUCAGGGCCCGACCUAAUGCGCUCCAGGUCGAGGCACUGCUGGACCGCAACGCGCCGACGGUGGACAACAACAUCAAGAUCUUGACCGGACUGGCGAACGCGGCCAGGAUACGCGACAUCUUCGCCGGUGCCUCGGCUGGGACGCCGCGUCCAACGCUGACGUUGCCGACGUCGGCACGCGAGGAUACGCUGGGGAGUGCUGCGGGGGGCGACGACAAUGAGGUCUCCUGGGAGUUGGUGAAAGAUGAUGUGUACCGGCGGGCGGGCGGCGGUGGUGUGUCGGCCGUUACGGCCGCCCACGAGGACGACGAAGACACUGACAGCGUGCGACGGACGCGAAAGUUUGCGGCGGGCAAAGCGAGGAAGUCGUCUGCCGAAGUGGUUACGCGGCCUCUUUGCCCCGAAGUGCCUCCAGGACUGGUGGGUCGCGUGCAAGUUGACCUCGAUCUGCGGCCGAGGCGGCGACAAACGCAGCGGCCGGCCAAGGCAUCGCAGAACGCUAAGGCUGGCGCCGGAAACGGCGCACCCGCGUCGUCGCCCAUUGGUGGACUGUGGAGCCCGGUGGAGUGCGCCGCGCGUCACCGGGUUGCCCUGGUGGUGCCCUACCGGGAUAGGCGCCUGCACCUGCUCCUGCUCCUGAGGCACCUGCACCCGAUUCUUAGGAGGCAGCUGCUGUCUUACAGGAUAUACGUUGUCGAACAGUACGGCAAUGACACCUUCAACAAGGGCGUGCUGAUGAACGCCGGCGUGAGGGAAGCGUUCCGCGACGCCGACUACAACUGCUUUGUGUUCCACGACGUGGAUCUCAUCCCCGAGGACGACCGUAACAUGUACUCCUGCCCGCCCAGUCCCAGGCACAUGUCCGUCGCCAUUGACAAGUUCAACUACACGUUACCCUACCAGAUGCUGGUAGGCGGCGUGCUAGCCAUAAAACGAGAACAUUUUCUCAAAGUCAAUGGAUUCUCCAACCUCUACUGGGGCUGGGGAGGAGAGGACGAUGACAUGGCGUACAGAAUCAAGCACAAAAAUCUCAAGAUCAUUCGUCCGCCAGCUUCCGUAGCAAGAUACACAAUGAUCAAACACCACCAACGUCCAGAAUCGCCGAACAACAUAAGGAUGGCUCUGGUGCGGAUGGCCUGGUACCGCAUGAACAAGGACGGCCUGAGCACGACCAAGUACCGGCUUGUGAGCAAGCAGGUGCUGCCCCUGUACACGCACCUGCUCGUGGACAUCGGCCACAACCACAAGUGGCACUUCUCCAGCUCGCAGAAGCUUAUAAUCAACCUAUGACCGCCGGGAUCGCCGGCGGCCAGGCCCUGCCCGCUGGCCACGAAGCGUCCGCUGCUUGCUGCUCAUCUCUACGCUCGCGCCAUGGUUUCCCCUGGCAGACCCUGUGUGCGUUGGUUACGACGAAACACUCGGCUGCAUGCAUCCUCGGGAUUCGAGACAAGUGCGACCAGAAGGCCCUGACACAAUGUCCCCGUGUCCGUUAUCUAUGAGCGAUUCAGCCCGACAACUCAGUACCUCGACUCAUCUCCAACUCCACAAGACACCUGCAUGCAAAGUCCCUGUAGAACAGUUACUUGUACCUCUAUGCCAGGUAUGCGCACGGAGUCAGAAAAGCGGCUGUUGAAAGUGCGUCUAUCUGCAGCAAUGACUUCUGCAGGAGAUGCAGGAUGUACAGAGCGUUGAAAGUUUCCUACAUCCUUGGCUGUUCCAGCACCACUGGCAAACCACCUCAAGGGCGCAGAUGAUCUAGAGUGCUCACCCGUGCUCCUUGCGUGGCCUUCUUUGUCCCUGUUUAUUUUACUGCAUACAUUCGCACACACGUCUACACAGUGAAUGAGCGCUGAAAGAAGCUUUGAGAAAAUUAGGCCUGAGGACUGUGCCAAUAUCAUUGCGGUGCGAUGCAAGAGCAAAGCAUGACCUGUCACACUGCGUCACUGGGCGACUGAUCAGUUCUGCGGCGUAAGUUUCACACUGUGCCCGUAACUAGCAAUUUUUGCUGUAGAUUGAUCUCGGUAACUGAUCUCGGUAACUGCAGCCAUGCCUCAGUAGUUGUCAGUUUGCACAAAAGCCUUGACACGCAGGCACUUCAAACUGCUUUCUUUUUUUCGUUGUGAUUUUGAUUACGCACAACUUCGAGAAAGCCAAGCCAUGUGACCAGUGAGCAGAAAAAAAAAGAAGCACAAGCUCUUGAAGAUUGCGGAAUGCAACACAGCAAAAAAAAAAAAUUCUUCUGCAGGUGGUUUUUUUCCGGAAAAACAGAAUCAAACAAGGGGAACAAAGAAGAAGGCACUUGGAAGAGCCUCCAUGCAUUAUAGCGGCUCAGUUUAUACUUUUAAUCAGUAGCGUUAACCACCUGGGUAAAACGACGUCGCCACAAUGAAAAGCUUUGCAGUUUGCUCUUUUCCUUUAAGCUGUCUGCCUUUCAGGCAUGGUUUAUUUCUCAGUUUCUCAGCGGGGUUCCUAUCGUUUAAUUGUGGCACUUACGUCAAAUGGGAAUGUGCGUAGUACAUGCGCUGCCAUGCGUGGGCAGGACAAGUCUUGUUUGGGGUUAUAUAUAUUUUUUCAGUCAGACGAAAAUGUUCGAAAUUAAGUGCGAACGGGUUAUCUAUUUCUUGAUAAACCAAGUGCUUCCACCCUAAUCCAGGCUCACGAGAGCUUCUGCCUCAAAGGGUGAGAAGUCAGGCAUGUGAAACAAUCGGUUCGUUAUCUUUAGCUUAAUAAACGUGUUAAACAGGUUUUUAUCUCCAUGAAACAGAGCUGUUCUCAAGCUGAAGCUUGAGAAGAAGUUAAGGACCGCGCAAAGAGCGAUGGAACGAAGAACGCUAAGUAUAACUGCGAGUCGGCCUAGUUGGAACAGAUUCAUCGUAAAACUUUUUGUGCGCAAACAGACAGGGACGAAGAAUAGGGACAACACGAAGAAUAGGGUCCUUGUGUUGCCCCUAUUCUUCGUCCCUGUUUGUUUGCGCACAAAAAGUUUUAAGAAGAAUGCUAGGCAUAAUUUUAAGAGACAGAAAGAGAGUCGUUUGGAUCAGAGAGCAAACGGGUAUAGACGAUAUUCCAAUAGACAAUACGAGAAAAAAAGGGCGCUGAGCAGGCCAUGUAAUGCGCAGAUUAGAUAACCGUUGGACCAUUAGGGUGACAGAAUGGGCACCAAGAGAAAGGAAGCGCAGUAGAGGACGGCAGAAGACUAGGUGCUGCGACGAAAUUAGGAAAUUUGCGGGUGCCAGUUAGAAUCGGUUGGCGCAGGACAGGGGUAAUUGGAGAUCGCAGGGAGAGGCCUUCGUCCUGCAGUGGACAUAAAAUAGGCUGAUUAUGAUGAUAACGAUGAUGAUGAUGAUGAGACAGAACUGAAUGUACAGAAACGAAAUGUGGCGAAGUUUCUGUAUAAAUUACGUGCAGCAUUCCCAUGUUGUUACCUGACCAGCUACGCCAGUGAAAUGUUGCAGAUAAUGAUUAAUACUACAUAGAUACAGUGUGAGAGAUCAAGUGUGGAUACGCCGCAAACUCUUCCUGAGAGGUAGACAGCUGUAUGAAACUGGCAUUAGUUGUUAAGAAAUUUCUUGUCGCUCUUUGUGUCGGUUAUCGCUAUGCGGGUUCGGACCUGUCAAUUCGCGAUAUAACGCCAACAUUAGAGACUCUUUAAAACAAACAAACAAACAAACAAGCUUUAAGCACAUGGAACAUUACUUAUUUUGGAACAUUAUUCUCUUAAUGGUAUAAGCCACUGCUCAACACAGGAGAGUAUUUUUGUCGUUCUAUGGGCGGCUAAAUUAUUGUAGCGCAAUGAAAAAUGGUGAAAAAAUGGCACCAAGAAAAAGUAGUUGUGUAUGUAUCAAACGUUCAACUAUUAUAAGGGUAUUGUCGUAGCUGCUCGUAGAAAAGUUAGGCGAGAUGUUUAAUGCCGUCCUUUCACCGUUACAUUCGGUGACUAACUUAACAAAGCACUGACGGACACUUUUACUGCCGAUUCCGCUAAUCUCAAUGCUUCAGAAUAUUGUUUUUACCCGCACGGAUAUGGUUGACAUGGCCGUUGUGUAGGUGAGGCAUUUCGCCAUAGCUUAGCCAAGCGCUGUUAUUCGCUUGUGAUAUAACGCAGUUAGCCUCAGAGAACGCUUUCUGUUAAGGAACAACAACAACAACAACAACAACAACAACAACAACAACAACAACAACAACAACAACAACAACAACAACAACAACAACAACAACAACAACAACAACAACAACAACAUUAGAGUAGGCCAUUGUAAACAGAGUAGAACGGAGUAGAACAUAAUUACCAUAUGUUUAAAUGGCGCCCCAAUUACAAUUAAAACCAAAUGCGCCGUUCGCACUCCAUGUGUUCAAAAAGAAGGUCAUACACACAAGUGCUUAGGGGGAAGUUAAAGCACGGUGUUUCACAGUAUCUCAGCUUCUCGUUUGUCUAAAACGGAAGCCGUUCGUUGCUGUUAUUCUCUUUCCAAGACAACUUAUAUGUUGAGUAAGGUGCUUUGAAGAAACCUGUAAAUACCUCCCAGUCAUAAACAACGGUGUGUAUCCACUUUUCUUUAUCUUAAACGUCGAAGAUCAAGCUGCUAUCUUUCCUCCGCCUUGAAGGCAUGUAUAGCACAGGCCCCGAACAAUGCUGCUGACAGUGCUACUAGGCUGGAAGAAUGAACCAUAGAGCUUCGCAUUGCCCAAUGAUGCUUCUCGGCACCGUAGGAACGCGAACGUCUAAGCACUUUCAGUGAAAGCAGAUGGAGAGAUAGAGAUAGAGAGAGCUGCUGUCUUUAGGAAUGCACAGUUGCCGGUACGAUCACGAGCCCAUAACACAGCGUUUAUUUUUGUACAGGCGUCUUCAGCUGUUUGGCUUGCAAAUGGAAAUGUUCUGCUUCUUUUCUUAGCGGUCAGCUGGUCAGUUUCGCGAUGCAAGUCUCAAGAACGCUAUACAACUCGACGGCGCCUCUCCAUUCGAAGAGAUGUGAUGGAGACAUGUGUUCGAAGCCCCUGAAACUGACAUUUAUGCUGAAGUGGCUGUUUCCCUUCUGCGUCCCUAACUGCACUUCACGUUCUCCAAGCUCAAGAAAUAAAGUCAGCGCGAAGAGGAGCAUCGGAUGUCGUAGGGAAAGCGACCUCGUUUCCAUGUUGUGUAACGCGUCGUAGGACUUCAAAGAACGCGCGCGGCGCAGUGCUUGAGACUUCUUGUGCGUCAUCGAUAUUACUAAAUAGUGUUGUCGUAGUGUCGGAUGCCUCGUAACGCGGCUGCGAUAUGAAUGAGAUGUGUGCCCACGCUGUUUUGUCUGCUGCCAAGAGGAAAGGAGUUCUGAAAUGUCAAAGGCGUACUUACAAGCAGCUUUGUUGAAAAAGUUGUUUUAUUCAUCAGAUUUGUUUUUGCUAAAAUAAAGGCUGAUAAA
This is a messenger RNA of Dermacentor albipictus, 6060 nucleotides long. RefSeq lists its product as uncharacterized. Gene Ontology annotation, cellular component: Golgi apparatus. Gene Ontology annotation, molecular function: galactosyltransferase activity. The record is from RefSeq and is a predicted model, not a curated record. Gene Ontology annotation, biological process: carbohydrate metabolic process. NCBI's taxonomy places the organism in Eukaryota, Metazoa, Arthropoda, Arachnida, Ixodida, Ixodidae.